Messenger RNA from Candida dubliniensis CD36, 948 nucleotides. RefSeq lists its product as uncharacterized. The transcript has a single exon. NCBI's taxonomy places the organism in Eukaryota, Fungi, Ascomycota, Pichiomycetes, Serinales, Debaryomycetaceae. Bases 1 to 948 code for a protein of 315 amino acids. The record is from RefSeq and is a predicted model, not a curated record.
AUGAGUAUCCUUAUUAAUAACGGUAACCAUUACUCGUUAAACUCAUCAGAAACUUGCAAUUCCCUAAAAUCUUCUAAAUCUUCAUCUUCAUCCUUGUCAUCGUUAUCUUCAUCUUCAUCUUCAUCUUCAUGCCAUAAACGAUCAAAAGCAGUUGAUCUUAAUCGGAAUAAUAGUAAUAGUCAAAACUCAUCAAUAUCAACUGCACCAACCACGGCCACAGCAGGCACCACAACACCGAGAAAACCUUCAAUCAUCAUACCUUCCAAACUUGCAAAUCUGUCGAUCCCAUUGGUAAAUGGUAACAUCAAUUAUGCUCAUUACUAUGAUACAAAACAACAAAAUGGUAAUCACAACCAACAACUCAAAGAAGGGGAGCCACCAUUAUCUGCUCCUACUGCAAAUAAUGCUACAAAAACAACUACAGCGACAAAUAACAACAGUAUACAAGAAUCUUUUGAAACCAUACCAUGUUUCAAUUCAACAACCAACACCACAAUUACCACUUCUCGUUCCAAUCCAACUAAUUCAAGCCCAAUUAGCAAUGAUAAUACUUUUCCUAAACAAAUGAUACACUGGAAUCAAUUUUUACAAGAGGAAAAAGACCUUAACGAUAACAUGUCCACCAUUGAUGAUGACGAUAAAACAUUUUACAUGGAACAGUUGAAUUUAAAUGUUGGUCAUACUCCUAAUAAUCAUAGAGUUCCUGAUACUGAUAAUGAUUUAUUACCAGGUACAUCAAAAUCACUAAUAGCCAAAUAUCAUUAUCAAUUAAAUUAUAAUGAUGAGGUUGAGAAUAUUGGUGGGAAAGAAUAUGAUUAUAGUGGAGAAAGUAGAAAAAGAAAAGGUAGUACUAGCAGUAAUGAUAGAAGACCAAGAAGAGGAGGAAGAACUAGUCAAGUGUUUCGAAACACAUUGAAUAAGUUUACUUUUAAACCAAAAAUAAAGUAA